Arachis duranensis is the source of this 1926-nucleotide messenger RNA. Its product is annotated as amino acid permease 8. Lineage: Eukaryota; Viridiplantae; Streptophyta; Magnoliopsida; Fabales; Fabaceae. The record is from RefSeq and is a predicted model, not a curated record. The transcript has 7 exons. Bases 105 to 1499 code for a protein of 464 amino acids. Gene Ontology annotation, cellular component: plasma membrane.
UUUACUGACACACGGCUUAAGAGUCAGUUACUAGCACACAACUCAACUUCCACAUAUUAGAUUCCUCAAAAUUGUGAAACUUAUUGGGGGAUCCACGUUUCUUAAUGGUCAUCACCAGAGCCCUUAUGGAAGGAGAAGUCGACGAUGAUGGCAGAGCCAAAAGAACCGGGAAUUCUUUGACGGCUACCACGCACAUAAUAACUGUGGUGAUUGGGGCUGGGGUUCUGGCUCUAGCGUAUGCCAUGGCGCAGCUAGGGUGGAUUGCUGGUAUAGCGACUAUGAUAGCCUUCGCAGUCAUCUCCACUUUCACUUACAAUCUUGUAGCAGAUUGCUAUAGAUUUCCAGACCCCAUUACUGGCAAGAGAAAUUACACUUACAUGCAAGCUGUCAAGGCAUACUUAGGGGGAACCAUGUAUGUGUUUUGUGGAUUGGUCCAAUAUACAAAGCUUGCUGGAAUCACUGUGGGCUACACAAUAACCUCUGCCACAAGCUUAGUAGCAAUUAAGAAAGCAAUUUGCUUCCACAAAGAGGGACAUCAAGCUUAUUGCAAGUUUUCUAAUAAUCCUUUCAUGAUUGGUUUUGGGACCUUGCAAAUCUUCUUGUCCCAAAUCCCAAACUUCCAUGAACUAACAUGGCUUUCAACCAUUGCUGCUAUAACCUCCUUCGGUUAUGCUUUUAUUGCAAGUGGGCUUUCCCUCUCUGUUGUCAUCUCAGGAAAAGGACAGCCAACUAGUAUAACCGGAACAAGAAUAGGGCCGGAAUUAUCUGCAGAAGAUAAAGUUUGGAGGGUUUUCAGUUCACUGGGAAACAUAGCACUUGCUGCGAAUUAUUCCACUGUUAUUUUUGAUAUAAUGGACACAUUAAAAUCAGAUCCGCCAGAAAAUAAACAGAUGAAAAAAGCUAAUGUGAUGGGGGUCACAGCAAUGACAAUACUGUUCUUGCUAUGCAGUGGCUUUGGCUAUGCUGCUUUUGGUGAUCACACACCGGGGAACAUCUUAACCGGAUUUUAUGAACCUUUUUGGUUGGUUGCCCUUGGGAACACGUUUGUCGUGAUCCACAUGGUUGGAGCAUACCAGGUGAUGGCACAACCAUUCUAUAGAAUAGUUGAAAUGGGUGCUAACAUGGUAUGGCCAGAAUCAGAUUUCAUAAACAAAGAGUAUCCAACCAAGUUGGGCAAUAUAAGAUUCAAUUUCAACCUGUUUAGGCUGAUUUGGAGAACAAUAUUUGUGAUAUUGUCCACAAUUCUUGCCAUGGCAAUGCCAUUUUUCAAUGAAAUUCUUUCCCUUCUUGGAGCAAUCGGGUUCUGGCCUCUCGUCGUCUUCUUCCCAAUACAAAUGCACAUCAGACAAAGACAGAUAAAGAAACGGACAUUGAAGUGGUGCAUGCUUCAACUUCUAAGCUUCAUGUGUUUCAUAGUUACGGUGACUGCUGUAGUUGGUUCAGUUCAUGGAAUCAGCAAGGAUCUCCAUAAAUACAAAGUUUUCACGUAUAGACAAUAGUCCUUUUGGUUACUAAAACAUGAAAUAAAUGUAGCUAAACUCUAUUGAUUAUUUUUUCUUGGGAGACUACUGAGAUGGAGUUCCAUCAAGUAUUUAACUAGUCUGAUUUGUUAAAAAAUUUUCUUUUCUUUCUUUUUUUUUUGGUUGCCUGCCUGUAUCCGGAGCUUCACCCAGACUAAUCUGGACCCCACCCGGACCGCGCACCUGGCUAUGGUGGAUGAGUCUCAGUGGGGAUAGCUGAAUAUAGUUCGAGACCUGCUUAAGCAAAUCCGAGCUACUUACUACUUGGACCAACCUAUUGGUAAGAAUUAUUCUUUUCAGGUGCAACAGGUUCUUGGGUUUCCCUUUCUCCAAUGGUGUUUAUGUCGUCACUCAGUAAAUUGAACCAAAAGUUUGUGAGUUAAUAAUGUAAAUUUGGUUAAUUGCA